GUUUGCCAAUACAACCUAUCAUUUGGUCAGAUUCCAGCUGGUGUGUCUCAUAUCGAUUUUAGACUGUUCUUGGCACACUGAUUGUGCCUACGGACUACUCUGUUUUCCUAAUGAAGACAUAGGGUUCAUUGUGAGUGUGACCUGUCGACAGGGGAUGUUUGCUACUCCAAGGGACCUGAUCCCACCUCCGGGGUGUCUGGUAACAUUUUAAUUUGUAUUCUAUGUGGGAGUUUCAUUUAUGUUUUCUAUCUCAUCACAGUACGCGUAUAGGAUCGGAUUUAUACAUAUAGCUUGUAGAAAGGACCAACGCUUUACCUCAACUACGCAAUCUUUCGUAUGCCAAUCAAAAUAUGAAUUUUCUUUUUGGACCCCAAUGCUCCCUCUCUCAGAGAAUCAUGAUGAAUUAUAAUGCUAUUCUUGAUAAACGUUUACUAAGGUUCAAAGGUCCAAUACCCUUACCAAUGCUCUGAAAAUAUCAGUUAUUAAGACUAACAAUGUAGAAGGUAGAUGGAAGAACUUUACGAAAGCGAAGACAAUUAUGAAAAUAAAGGCAAAUCUAGGAAAAUCAUCCGGAGGAAAAAGUUAUCAGUGAUCAAUAUCUUGAUUAUUAUACAGAACACGAAAUUAAGAUUAGAGGAAACACGUAUUCCCUAGACAGACGAGGGGUGAACCCAUUUUCGUAGAUGGAAUAAACAUCUCCUGUUGACUGAUCAAACCUGCUAUGAGCCAUAUAUCUACUUAAAGACCACAUUUUGAACAUUUUCAAAUCAAUUUGUUCUACGUGAAAUGUUGCAGAUAAGGAACAGUGAGCAGUAUGUUCCUUGUCUGACAUGAGUAGAUAUUUCUAUUUAUGGUAAAAAAUUUUGAAAAAGAAAUCAGAAUUGAUAUAUGUUGGGCAGAUGAAAAUGAUUUUUAAUUAGUGGGGAAAAUUUUAGUUGAACUAGUAAUGACUCGUAACUUAUACUUGGCCGCAGCGUUUUCUUUAAUCCAUGUAAAGUUCAUAUAUAGUGGUGAAAUUGAUAACACGCAAGUAAAACGUAGGAUUUUAGAUUAGACAUAACAUUGCAAAUGUCGUACAACAUAACGUGUCUCCUAACAUUGUAUCUUAUCCUAGAAAUUAAAUUCAAAUGAAUUAAUUUGUAGAUCGAAAGCAGAAAUCGGUAAGUGAAAAAAAUAAUGGAAGGAUGGGGAGAUGGAUAAAUGGAUAGAGAUGGAGAAAUGGAUGGGUAAAGGAAUCGGAUAUCCAAUGAGUGAGCGAGUGGAUUGGUGAAUGAAUGGAGACAUAAAAAGAAAAUUAAUCGGAUGGAUACAUAUAUUGAAGGAUACAUAGAUCGAUGAAUGAAGAUAUGAUUGUAUAGAAACAUGAAUAAAAUGAAAGCAUGUACAUCGUUUGUUAAUAAUACAAAUAUUCUAGUUACAAUACUUUUAGAAUGUCCACCAGGGUACAUUACGAACAACUGUACUUUACCGUGUCGAUACCCAAGCUUUGGUCCAGCUUGCCAAGAGAAAUGCAAUUGUAAGGAGUCAGACUGUAAUAGCGGAACAGGGUGUAAAGAAGGCGUUGCAACUUUAUAUCCAGUUUCCUCUGCACGAGUUGAAUUGACUUAUACAAUACCAAACGCCUUAAACAUAACAAUCUGCCCGAUUGGUUAUACUAGUGAGAAAUGUGAAAUCCCGUGUCGUUUUUCAAAUUAUGGUAAUGGUUGUAAGCUAAAGUGCAGCUGUGCUGAAGACCUUUGUAGUCAAAUACAUGGAUGCUCAACUAGCAACACAGAUGAUAACCAGUGUGAUGAAAAGAUGUUAGGGGCCAACAGAGGCAGGAAAUCCAGACUACUUCGUGGCACAAUAGGAAUGGCAUGUGUGGCAUUGAUUUUCUUCACAAUAUAUUGUUUAUUAAUUAUCCUUAACAAUUCAGAGGGAGCAUAAGGAAGAAAGAAAUCAAUGAUGCCAACUGAAAUCAAAGCAUUGUUUGUUGAAAUAGGACGUGUCCGUGCAAUCGUAUAUGCAUUGCACAAGACACGAAUAUCAUUUGAAAUAUUGAUCCAUUGUGUAUCUGCGUAGGGUGAAUGUUUGUGUACGUGAACUCACUUGUGUAACCAUGCACUUUGUUAUAUAUGUUAAUCCACAAUUCAUAUGAUCCCAAUAAAUUACAAACAGAAUCAUUAUGUUUUAUGAUACUUUAAAAUUAAAUUAUCAUUAUUGCU
Molecule: messenger RNA, 2204 nt
Organism: Ostrea edulis (European flat oyster)
Lineage: Eukaryota; Metazoa; Mollusca; Bivalvia; Ostreida; Ostreidae
Product: cell death abnormality protein 1-like
Exons: 4
Coding region: 1363-1926 (187 amino acids)
Source: RefSeq, a predicted model, not a curated record